Messenger RNA from Paramecium pentaurelia, 243 nucleotides. Lineage: Eukaryota; Ciliophora; Oligohymenophorea; Peniculida; Parameciidae. The record is from the annotation of a GenBank genome assembly.
AUGGGAAAUGCUAACUCUGAUCAAUUCCAUUAAAAUAGAAAUUAGUAAUCUAAAAUCACUACAAAUUCAGUCUAGUGUGAUACAACUAAUUCAGAUGACUUCAAAGAUUUAAAAUCUAUAGAAAGACAAAUGUAUUCCAUCACUAAAAAUCCAAUAGUGUAAAGACGAAAAUUGAAAUAAAACAAACUCAAAUCAAAUAAACUCUCUUUACUCACUUAUGAAGCUUUUGGAGCCUAUUAUUGA